AAACCCUUUUCGCUUGGCAACAUUGAUAAACCUAAACCCUAAACCUAGGGGUUGCUGGAAGCCAGUUUUUUGGUUGGCCUUCAGCUAUUUCGCUAUCUGCUGCACAAGGGAAAAUACCGAUUUGAUUUCACUCAAGCAUUUGGUGACAUGAACUUCAAGAAUGUCAAAGUUCCCAAUGUGCCAGGCGGGGGUGCUGCUUCUGCCUUGCUCAAGCUGGGAGUCAUUGGUGGAAUAGGCUUGUAUGCAGCAGCUAAUAGUCUCUACAAUGUUGACGGGGGGCAUCGUGCUAUUGUGUUUAACCGUAUAGUUGGUGUCAAAGACAAGGUUUAUCCCGAGGGUACACACCUUAUUAUUCCAUGGUUUGAGAGGCCAGUCAUCUAUGAUGUUCGUGCAAGACCCCAUCUUGUUGAGAGUACUUCCGGAAGCCGUGAUCUUCAGAUGGUGAAAAUUGGGCUUCGAGUUCUUACUCGUCCUGUGGCUGAUAAGCUACCCACAAUUUAUCGAACUCUUGGCGAGAAUUACAAUGAAAGAGUACUGCCUUCUAUCAUUCAUGAAACUUUGAAAGCUGUGGUUGCGCAGUACAAUGCCAGCCAGCUCAUCACUCAAAGAGAGAAUGUUAGUAGGGAAAUACGGAAGAUAUUGACAGAAAGGGCAGUCAAUUUCAAUCUUGCACUUGAUGAUGUGUCCAUCACAACCCUGACUUUUGGAAAGGAAUUUACGGCUGCAAUUGAAGCGAAGCAGGUGGCGGCACAGGAGGCUGAGAGGGCUAAAUUUAUUGUUGAAAAGGCUGAGCAAGACAAGAAAAGUGCCAUUAUUAGAGCAGAGGGAGAAGCCAAGAGUGCUCAACUGAUUGGUCAAGCUAUUGCCAACAAUCCUGCAUUUAUCACACUUAGGAGGAUUGAAGCUGCAAGAGAUAUUGCCCACACUAUGUCAAAUGCGGCCAACAAAGUUUUCCUGGAUGCGGAUGAUUUAUUGCUGAACCUUCAUAAUGUGAAUUUGGAUGCCAACAGCAAGAAAUAGGCAAAUCAGGCUGAACAUGCUACCGGUUCCCCCCAAGGCCAGUUAUGUUCCUUGCAUUGUCCAAUUGCGAGAAUAUUUCAUAAAAAAACUAAACAGUGAAUAGAUCAAAAGUUUAAGGUUCUUUUUAAUGGAUGUUCCGAGGAAAGUUCAAUUUAGUUUGCUUUCAGAAACUAUUCUCAAGUGGAGACUAAAUUUCAUUCAGGACCUUAAUUGGAUUUGUGACUUAUAUUAACUCCUCUCUUAGCUAUCAAUUGAACUUGUCCAGGAUAAAUAUUUGCUUA
Messenger RNA from Tripterygium wilfordii, 1301 nucleotides. RefSeq names its product prohibitin-1, mitochondrial-like. The transcript is spliced from 6 exons. Gene Ontology annotation, biological process: mitochondrion organization. Lineage: Eukaryota; Viridiplantae; Streptophyta; Magnoliopsida; Celastrales; Celastraceae. Gene Ontology annotation, cellular component: mitochondrion; membrane. The record is from RefSeq and is a predicted model, not a curated record. The coding region runs from base 148 to 1020 and encodes 290 amino acids.